Sphaeramia orbicularis (orbiculate cardinalfish) is the source of this 848-nucleotide messenger RNA. Its product is annotated as protein FAM177A1-like. The transcript has 5 exons. The record is from RefSeq and is a predicted model, not a curated record. Bases 56 to 733 code for a protein of 225 amino acids. Lineage: Eukaryota; Metazoa; Chordata; Actinopteri; Kurtiformes; Apogonidae.
GCGGAGGAGAGGCGUCGUGGGCGCAGCAUCCAGAGAUACAAAGAAGACGGCGACAAUGGCAGAUAUAUCACUGUACCUCACUAACGUCAAUGUGUCCAUAGGACAGAACAUGGACGUGGAAAAGACUCUGAGUCCAAACCCAGGGAAGGACUUUGAGAGUGUGGAGCUGGGAGAAUUUGACAAGAAACAGGAGGAGGAGCAGCAGCAGCAGAGGGAGAAGGUUCCACGGAGGAUCAUCCAUUUCUCCAGUGGGGAGACCAUGGAGGAGUACAGCACCGAUGAAGAGGAGGAGGAGGAGGACAAGGAGCCUGAGAGGAAAGACCUGCUGUCUCCUCCGGUCGAUGCGGUGAGGUCGAAGAUGACGUGGGGUCCAUACUUUUGGUUCCACAUGUGGAGAGCUGCAACAUCCACCAUCUCAGCCUGUGACUACCUGGGUGAGAGGAUGGCCUCCCUCUUCGGCAUCACCUCCGCCAAAUAUCAGUACGCCAUCGACGAAUACUACAGGAUGAAGAAAGAGAGGGAGGAGGAGAAGGAGGAAAACCGUCUGUCCGAAGAGGCUGAGCGAUCCUUCGACAGGGCGGAGGAAGGGGAGGACGAGGCUAUCACAAUGACUGAACGGUCAGGGGAGAUGCCCGCCGCCGCUGCCCGCCCCGAUGCCACCUACCAGAUUGAGAAUGAAAAUCACACACCCGCUAACACCAUCAGAGUCCCCGCUAUCAUCACAGCAACUUAACCGGGACUUCAACACUUUAAUGCCUUUUUGUUUGUUAAAGAAGGAACACUGUCUUGUUUCACCAAGCACCGUUCGGUUUGUGUCAGAUACAGCUUUAAAGAAGGCCAGCGAAAAA